Molecule: messenger RNA, 369 nt
Organism: Monosiga brevicollis MX1
Lineage: Eukaryota; Choanoflagellata; Craspedida; Salpingoecidae
Exons: 4
Molecular function (GO): GTPase activator activity; metal ion binding
Source: RefSeq, a predicted model, not a curated record
AUGACCACACGGAGCGAACGGGCCAAGGCCAAGCAGAACAAUGAACACUCGGCCAUCUUGAUGGGCUUGCUGCAACGCCCGGCAAACAAGAUUUGCGCCGAUUGUCAUGCCAAGGGUCCACGCUGGGCGUCAUGGAAUCUGGGCGUUUGGAUCUGCAUCCGCUGCUCUGGCAUCCAUCGCAGCCUCGGCGUGCACAUCUCCAAAGUCCGCUCCGUCAAUCUAGACACCUGGGCACCUGAUUGGGUCAAGUCGAUGCAAGCUGGUGGAAACGAUGUGGCCGCCCAGAUCUGGGAGUAUCAUCUGCCCAAGGGCUUUCGCCGUCCGGCCGAUAACAAUGCUGCGAUGGAGCAGUUCAUUCGGGACAAGUAU